Molecule: messenger RNA, 489 nt
Organism: Acanthamoeba castellanii str. Neff
Lineage: Eukaryota; Discosea; Longamoebia; Acanthamoebidae
Product: SCF ubiquitin ligase complex protein SKP1a, putative
Exons: 3
Coding region: 1-489 (162 amino acids)
Biological process (GO): SCF-dependent proteasomal ubiquitin-dependent protein catabolic process
Cellular component (GO): nucleus; cytoplasm
Molecular function (GO): cullin family protein binding
Source: RefSeq, a predicted model, not a curated record
AUGUCGGUGCAGCUUGAGAGUUCAGAUGGAGAGGUGGUCACGGUGCCCGCUGAGGUGGCUAAGAUGUCAGUUACGAUAGCGCACAUGCUGGAGGAUGUGGACGUGAUUUCCGACGAUCCAGACGACCUGGGCAGCCCCAUCCCCCUGCCCAACAUCAACAGCGCCACCCUCGCCAAGGUGCUCGAGUACUGCUCGUGGCACCACGCCAACCCCAACCCUUCGGGCGAUCAAAAGGGCGCAGAUGGUGUGCUGGAGUGGGACCGCAAGUUCUGUGAGGUGGAGCAGGUCGUCUUGUACCGUCUCAUCUUAGCUGCGAACUAUCUGGACAUCAAGCCGCUUCUUGAGCUUGCAUGCCGAACUGUGGGGCUCAUGAUCCGCGCAUGCACGACAGCAGAAGAGAUUCGACAAAAAUUUGGCAUCAAGGCAGAUCUCACACCAGAAGAAGAAGAGGAGAUCAAGAAGGAAUAUGCCUUCCUCAACGAUUUGUAA